This is a messenger RNA of Monodelphis domestica (gray short-tailed opossum), 2708 nucleotides long. Its product is annotated as platelet glycoprotein VI-like. The record is from RefSeq and is a predicted model, not a curated record. Gene Ontology annotation, biological process: immune response-regulating signaling pathway. Gene Ontology annotation, cellular component: plasma membrane. NCBI's taxonomy places the organism in Eukaryota, Metazoa, Chordata, Mammalia, Didelphimorphia, Didelphidae.
UCUGAUCUGCCCUCCCAGGUCAAGUGGGUUUUGUUGGUGACUCUCCCUCCCUCCUCUGCAUUCUCCCUGUAGCCUCUUCUCCCCCUGCUUCCUGGUCCAGCUGAAUGCAUUUCCCCAUCCAACUCUGUGUGCCCUGUGUGUCCCUGGGUCUGGCCUGGCCUUCUUCCUUCUUCUUGUACCUAAUUCUUAGCCCCCAUGCCCACAAAACCCCAUCUGCCUUGAACCGGAGACCACAAGGGAAGGAGAAGCUGCUUGUUCCCUUUAGGGGAUUGGGAGUCAUUACUGGGCUGGUGCCUCCCUGCCUGAGCGUCUGGCCAGAGCCCAGGGGUGCCAUGGCCCCCACAGUCACUGCCCUGCUGUGCUUUGGACUGUGCUUGGGCCAAGGGAUCAGGGCUCUGGCAGAGCCACUCCCAAGACCCACCCUCCAUGCUGACCCAGGCCCUCUGGUCCCCAGGGAGACACCUGUCACCCUGAGGUGCCGGGGACAUCCCGAGGCUACUUGGUACAGGCUGAUGAAAGGAAUAACUAAGAUUCAGGGUAAUCAAGGAAUUGGGGCAGAGGCGCAGUUCAUCAUCUCCUCCAUGACAAGAGACACUGCAGGGCGUUUCCACUGCCUCUACUGGAUCGGGUCUGCCUUGUCAGAGCCCAGUGAGCCCCUGGAGGUGGUGGCGACAGGCUACUACGAUCCGCCCGGGUUGUCAGCAGAGCCAAGCCAAGACGUGGCCUGGGGACACGAUGUGACCCUCCGCUGUCUCUCAGUCCAGGGAAUUGACCGCUUCGUGCUCUACAGAGUGGAAGGCGUUAACAGCUCUCCGUGGAGGGACCCGCAGUCUCAUCCCGACUUCCUCAUCCGGGCUGUGGCUGCCCCUCAUGAGGGAAAUUACAGCUGCUACGAGUUUCACAGUCAACAUCCUUACGCCUGGUCGCUCCCCAGCGCCCCCCUGGAGCUCAGGGUCACAGAUGCUACCUCCCAGGAUUACACCAAGGGCAAUCUCAUUCGCCUCAGCCUGGCUGGGCUCAUCCUCCUCAUCCUGGGAGUCCUGCUGGCAGAUGCCUGGCACACUGGAAGGAGGUACCAAGGAGCAGUCCUGGCCUGAUAAAGCAGGAGGGCAAAGCUGAAGGCUGGGGCACAGGUGGACCCUUACAAGUCACUGAGUAUCUGGGACCAGUUCUGCCUAGCCUGGAGAGAGGAAGGGCCAGCACAUCAAUUCUAUGUGCCCUGGAGCCUGGCUCUAACUUUCCUUCCUGGCAACCCAGCCCUCCCCCUUCCUCUGCUUUCCUCCUCCCCCUCUGCUUCCUCCUCCUCUUUCUCCCCCUCUUCUCCUCCUUGAUCCCUACCAUCAGUUAUGAAUCUUUAAGACAAAGAGAGCAGAUUAAAAACCAGAAUCCUACUAAAUGUUGUUUACAAAAAAUACAUUUGAGAAAGGGAGACACACACAGAGUAAAAGUAAGAGGAUGGAGCAAAAUAUAUUGUGCAUCAUCUAAAGUAAAACAAAACAGAAAAAAUGAGGAGUAGUAAUGAUGAUCUCAGAAAACAAAGAGAGACACACAUUUCCCAAGAAGACAGAAUCCUUGGAGUCCCUGAAACACAGUUACCACCUGCCCUUGGACUUCACUCUCUUAGCCCUGGGUUCAAGUCCACUACUGGCUUUUCUGAGUCUAAGGGCUUUGCACCUCUUCUCAGAUAGCAGGAAAAGGGACAAACAGGCUCCUAGCUGUCUUCUCCACUGUGGUGGAAGAAGCCCUCCUAGACUGUAGCUUUCAGCUACCUCAACUCAUGGACUUUAGACUUCUGAUCCUGGACCCAGCAGCUACUCAUGGGGAGUGUGCUCUAGCUGGGAUGAAGGGGAACUCCUAGCGGAGAACAAGUCCCAGAAUCCUAGAAUGUAAGACUUAGAGAUGAGUGGCACUCCAGUGUCUAUCUGGUCCGAUAUGAAGCUAAAAACAUGAUCCCCUGCAUACACUAGACAAAUGGUCAUCCAGUCCCUUCUAAUUACUUCCAGGGGUGGGGAACACCCUCCCUCAAUUCUUCACAAUUCUAAUGGUCAAUGGGGUUCUUUCUGAAGUCCUACCUGAAUUUGUCUUUUUCUAAUUCCUACCCAAUGCUACUUGGACCAAGUGGAGCCUCUCUUUCAUGUGUCCAAGUCUUUAGAGAUUUGGACACAGUUAUGUUCCCUUGUUUCCUCUUCUGAAAGCUAACCACAUCCAGUUUCUCCCACUUGUGCCCAAUAUGGCAUGAGUUCAAGACCCUUCACUGAUCUUGUUGUCUUUCUUUGGCCUCUCUUCAGUUAACUGAUAUUUUUCCAAAAUUGUUGAGCUCAGAACUCACCACAUGCUCUCCAGGUGGUCUGAUGAGGAAGAAAAUGGACCUCCAAUGGCUUCCUCAGGCCUGGAAGCCAUGUCUUUCUUAAAAGAAUCAGAAUUGGAAAAUCAUCCGUAAACAAACACAUUUCUGAACAUGGAGGGAAAUCUGUGAAACUGUCAAGCUACUGCAGAUAGUUUGUUUUAUUUGAAAAUCCAUUAAAUUUUAUCAAUUGCCUUAUUACUAUGUACAUAAAUUAAUUUGUAUUCAAUUCAUGAAUUGUUAUGAAUUAACAUACAUUCAAUUUUAUGUUUAGAGCCAAUAGUGACCUGUUGUUCCUUCUUGGACUUCCUACAGGUUUCUUCUGGGUAUUAAAAAAUAAUAAUAAAAUGCUUCUUUGACAUUA